AUUUCGUGCUUAAUGGUUUAAGUUCCAAUUAUUUAGACAGAAAAAGAAGAGAGAGCCGAAUACUUGGCAAGUAAGAGCCACCAGAAAAAAAGAAGAAGUUAAAAUAAGAGGAUGUUUAUAUUUCUAGUAUUACUCAAAAGUUUUUAUAAAGGGUUAAAUCAAUUUUUAAAAUAAAUAUAUACAAUGAAGAAAAAGGUGUUAUUAAUGGGUAAAAGUGGUUCUGGUAAAACCAGUAUGAGAUCCAUAAUUUUUGCAAAUUACAUUGCUAGAGAUACGAGGCGUUUAGGAGCUACCAUUGACGUGGAACAUUCACAUGUCCGUUUCCUAGGAAAUUUGGUAUUGAACCUUUGGGAUUGUGGUGGUCAAGAAGCAUUCAUGGAAAAUUAUUUUGCUUCGCAAAGAGAUAAUAUAUUUAAAAAUGUGGAAGUUUUAAUUUAUGUAUUUGAUGUAGAAAGUAGGGAACUAGAAAGAGAUAUGCAUUAUUAUCAAUCUUGUUUAGAAGCAAUUUUACAAAAUUCUCCUGAAGCCAAAGUAUUCUGUCUUAUACACAAAAUGGAUUUGGUAGCAGAAGAUCAACGAGAUAUUAUUUUUUUAGAAAGGGAAUCAGAUUUAAAGAGACUAUCAUUACCUUUAGAUUGCACAUGCUUCAGAACAUCUAUUUGGGACGAAACUUUAUACAGAGCUUGGUCUAAUAUAGUUUAUAUGUUAAUACCAAAUGUCAAAGAACUAGAAAACAGCUUACAUCUUUUUGCUAAUAUUGUUGAUGCCGAUGAAGUAUUACUAUUUGAAAAAGCUACAUUUUUAGUAAUAUCACAUUGCCAAAGGAAACAGCAUAGAGAUAUACACAGGUUCGAAAAAGUAUCAAAUAUUAUAAAACAGUUUAAACUUUCUUGUUCCAAAUUAGCUGCACAAUUUCAAAGCAUGGAGGUAAGGAAUACCGCAUUUGCGGCUUAUAUUGAUAUGUUUACAAGUAAUACUUACGUUAUGGUAUGUAUGUCUGAUCCACAAAUCCCUUCAGAAGUUACCUUGAUUAAUAUAAGGAACGCAAGAAAACAUUUUGAGAAGUUGGAAAAAGUGUCUAGUACUCCUCCUGGUAUAAAGUUAGGUAUCUAAUUUGUUUAAAUAUUUUUAUACACACAGGAUGUCCAGAAACUACAUAUAAUAAAUGUAGUUUAUGUUAAUGUAAUCUAAUAUACACCAAAAAAUAAGGACUUGUUUGAAUUUACGUACUUUUUUCAAAACAUAUCAAUCACUGUAGGCGAAUCCAAUGAAAAAGUUGGAGAAUAGAACUGACUUAAUAAUGUCAUCAUCAAAUUGGUCUAGCUCUCUUGAGAGUAACUUUUGAUUGAAGGUAAAUUAGGAAACAUUUAGUAUCUGUAGUUUGCGUUUCGAAGGAGAUUAUUUGGACAACCUGUAUAAAAUUUAUUGUUGGUAUACGUGAGUCUGGUCAAUUUAUUAUAAUCAAGCUAUAUUAUGACAAAGAUUGAUGCAGUUAUUUCAACAUAUAUGCUUAAAAAAAUAAUGCAGUUUUAAUGUUAAUUUUGUUAUUAUUUGUGUAUAAAAAUUUAAUUGAAAUAA
Messenger RNA from Diorhabda sublineata, 1578 nucleotides. It is a transcript of the gene RagA-B, whose product is annotated as ras-related GTP-binding protein A. Gene Ontology annotation, biological process: cellular response to starvation; regulation of autophagy; cellular response to amino acid stimulus. The transcript has 3 exons. Bases 184 to 1113 code for a protein of 309 amino acids. The record is from RefSeq and is a predicted model, not a curated record. NCBI's taxonomy places the organism in Eukaryota, Metazoa, Arthropoda, Insecta, Coleoptera, Chrysomelidae. Gene Ontology annotation, cellular component: nucleus; Gtr1-Gtr2 GTPase complex; lysosome. Gene Ontology annotation, molecular function: GTPase activity; GTP binding.